This is a messenger RNA of Salvelinus namaycush (lake trout), 751 nucleotides long. Its product is annotated as leucine-rich repeat-containing protein 28-like. The record is from RefSeq and is a predicted model, not a curated record. The transcript has 5 exons. Lineage: Eukaryota; Metazoa; Chordata; Actinopteri; Salmoniformes; Salmonidae. Gene Ontology annotation, molecular function: protein binding. Bases 252 to 509 code for a protein of 85 amino acids.
GAGCGCCCUCGUGUCGCUAAAGCGAGAAUCGUUACGAUGCCUCAAAAACUACAACAACCGGCCAACAAGUCACAUCCGGGCGCCAGUCAAUGACGUCGGCGUUUACUUUUUGACGUCUGUUGAUAAAAUAUCAAGAUGUGCCCACAGGGACGUGAUGAGGCUUUACAUUGUUUCUGCAAGGAUAAGGUGUCGCCGUGGUUUAGAUAGAAAACCAGGAAAGGUACAGGAAGUGACGGUGCUUCUGUGUUGCCAUGGCGUCUGAGCUGCAGGAGGCGAUCUGUAUGGCCAAGCAGGAGCGUCACAAGAACCUGUUCCUCAACUACAGGAACCUGAACAUCUUUCCUGUCGAUCUGCUGAAGGAUGAAGGACUACAGUUCCUACAGAGGCUUUAUAUGAAGAGGAACUCUCUCACCACGCUGCCGGAUAAUCUAGCACAGAAGCUCCCCAACUUAAUAGAGCUGUAUCUGCAUUCCAACAACAUAACCUGUGUUCCUGAAGGUGAUGAAUGAUCUUCAGUCAUUUAGAAGAGGCUGGUUAUACUGAGUUACUUACAUUCAACACCUUGUCAGUACUACAUAGAGCCACGACUACAUGGAACUCUAUUCCACAUCAAGUAACUGAUGCAGGAGAAUAAUGUAAAGAAAUACACCUUAUUGAACAGUGGGGACUGUGAAGCAACACAAACAUAGGCACACACACACUAUAACAUACGCACUAUAUACACACACACACACACACACACACACACACU